UCGGCGUCGCUUCGUUUCGAGCGGCUUCAUUUCGAAUUUGGAAUUUUGCGGCGACGCUCUAAUUUAUUUACUCGCUGUUCGUUAAUUGUGUUAAGUGUUUAGUUAGUUAACGUGUUAAUGGGCUACUAGGCUCGCUGCGUGCCCGUUUUUGUUUAGUGCCAGUGCUUUUUGUUUCGCGAUGAGCGCCUUUGAGAUCACAGUGACGCCAUCGCGGCUCAAACAAAAGAAGCGGGUCGAAGGACGCGAGCCCACCGUAGUGGUGAUGGCCCCCUUCUCCGCUAAGUCAAUUGUGCAGUUCGAGGAUGUGCCGGUAACCAAGACGGCCAAACGCCAGGUGCGCGUCGUCAAUCCCAGCGACGAGGACAUCGAGGUCAAGGUAAUGAAGGCCAUUAGGGAGGAGCACAACCUGGCCAUCGAGUGGCUGGAGCACACCGUGCCCGCAAGGGACGAGGUCUCCAUGGAGCUCGUGUGGAGCCCCCAAAUAGAGGUAGCCUGCAAGGAAACUCUGCAACUAAUCGACAACCGUAACUUUCGCAAGGAUGUGAUGAUUAUCCUCAAGUCCAAGAGCAACCAGCCCGUCAAGAACCCGCGCAAAUUUCCUACUGUGGGCAAGACCCUGCAGCUGAAAUCGCCGACGGGAGGUGGCAAGACAAUGAAAAGCGCGAUUACCGCUGCUGUGCAGCAAAAGAAGCGUAUGUCUACGGCGGCACCUCCUCCCUCGAAACAGCCUUGGCGAGCUACUGCAGCAGCCCGACCCACCGCCCGUCCAAAUCCUCCUGCUGCAGUUCCUCUGGCCGAAAAGAAUGUCUACAAAGCGCCGCAGGAAGAACCAGUCUACAUAUCGCCACAGCCACGCACCCUAAAAGAAAACCUGAGUCCCCUAACUCCAGGAAAUCUACUCGAUGUGAUCGAUAAUCUUAGAUUCACACCUCUCACCGAAUCGCGUGGUAAAGGACUAUCUGCCAUUUUGCCGGACAACCUGGCUGCCUGGCCCACACCGACCAUAAAAGGUAAUGCGACACAAGGUGUCAACGAAAUGCGACCCCGAAGGAUCACUGCAGAUGAUCUAGAGGAUCAGCCAAUCACUAAUAAAACCUUUGAUGUGAAACAUUCCGAGACCAUUAACAUUUCGCUGGACACUUUGGACUGCUCCAAAAGUGAGACACCAGUGCAUACGCCCUUGAACAAAACCACAACAAUUGUUCAUUCGACACAAACCAGGGCCUUGGCCUGCAUUCGCGAGGAGGAGGGUCCCAGUCCGCCGAGGACGCCUACCAAGAGCGCCAUUCACGACCUGAAAAGGGACAUAAAGCUGGUGGGCUCGCCCCUGAGAAAAUAUUCUGAGUCCAUGAAGGACUUAUCGCUGCUAUCGCCGCAAACAAAGUUCGCUAUUCAAGGCUCCAUGCCCAAUCUGAAUGAAAUGAAGAUCCGUUCGAUUGAACAGAAUCGCUACUACCAGGAGCAGCAGCUCCAGAUGAAGGGCAAGGAUUUGAAUAGCUCUUCCGGCAGCGAGGCUAGUUUGCUGGGCCACCAGGAGUUUAUGUUUAACCACAACGAAAUUCUGGCUCAGUCGAGUCGCUUUAAUCUCCACGAAGUGGGUCGCAAGUCGCUUAAAGGAAGUCCGAAAAGGAACCAAAAUCCUUACAAGCGAAGAUCCCAUGAAUUGAGUUUCUCCGAUUCACCCAGCAAUGAAUCCCUGCAUCGCAACGAAACGAUGGCUAUUUCUCCACCUAAAAAGCAACGGGUGGAGGACACUACCUUACCGAGAAGUGCCGCUCCUGCCAAUGCAUCUGCCCGAAGCAGUAGUGCUCAUGUUUGGCCGCACGCCCAAUCCAAGAAGUUUAAGCUGGCCCAAACCAUGUCGCUGAUGAAGAAGACCACCACGCCUCGAAAGGUCAGAGAUAAUGGUCUUCAGGCACCAGUGAAGCUUUACGAUUCUGAGAUGUACAUGCAGACAUACAUCAACCCGGAUCCUUUUGCGGCCACCACCACAAUGGAUCCCUUUCUGGCCUCCACCAUGUAUCUCGACGAACAGGCUGUGGAGCGCCAUCAGACGGACUUUAAGAAGUGGCUGAAUGCUCUGGUGUCCAUACCCGCCGACCUGGACGCGGAUUCGAAUAGCAAAAUAGACGUGGGCAGGCUGUUCAACGAGGUGCGCAACAAGGAGCUGGUGGUGGCUCCCACAAAGGAGGAGCAGUCCAUGAACUACCUCACUAAAUAUCGCUUGGAAACGCUGCGUAAGGCUGCCGUGGAUCUGUUUUUCAGCGAGCAGAUGCGUCUGCCGUGCUCCAAGGUGGCCGUGUAUGUCAACAAGCAGGCUUUGCGCAUCCGCAGCGACCGUAAUCUCCACCUGGAUGUAGUCAUGCAGCGCACCAUUCUAGAGCUACUGCUCUGCUUCAAUCCCCUCUGGCUGCGCCUCGGACUGGAAGUGGUCUUCGGCGAGAAGAUCCAGAUGCAGUCCAACCGAGACAUCGUGGGCCUCAGCACGUUUAUCCUCAAUCGCUUGUUCCGGAACAAGCUGGAGGAGCAGAGGUACAGCAAGGCCUACACUCUCACCGAGGAGUAUGCGGAGACCAUCAAGAAGCACUCGCUGCAGAAGAUCCUCUUCCUGCUGCUCUUCCUCGACCAGGCCAAGCAGAAGCGCAUCGUGAAGCACAAUCCCUGUCUGUUUGUCAAGAAGUCGCCGCACAAGGAGACCAAGGAUAUCCUGCUCCGCUUCUCCUCAGAGCUUUUGGCCAACAUUGGGGAUAUUACAAGGGAGUUGCGCCGUUUGGGUUAUGUGCUUCAGCACCGGCAGACUUUCCUGGAUGAAUUCGAUUACGCUUUCAACAACCUGGCUGUGGAUUUAAGAGAUGGUGUGAGGUUAACCCGCGUCAUGGAGGUCAUUCUACUGCGCGAUGAUCUUACCCGUCAGUUAAGAGUUCCAGCCAUUUCCCGCCUGCAGAGAAUCUUCAAUGUAAAGCUGGCCUUGGGAGCCCUGGGCGAGGCCAACUUCCAGCUGGGCGGCGACAUCAAUCCCUCGGAUAUCGUGGACGGGCAUCGCGAGAAGACGCUCUCGCUGCUCUGGCAGAUCAUCUACAAGUUCCGCUCGCCCAAGUUCCAUGCGGCGGCCACAGUGCUCCAGAAAUGGUGGCGACGUCGCUGGCUUUUCGUAACGAUUCAACGGCGCAUUCGCCACAAGGAGUUGAUGCGACGUCACCGGGCUGCAACUGUCAUCCAGGCCGCUUUCCGCGGCCACCAGAUGAGGAAGUAUGCCAAGAUAUUUAAGGCGGAGCGAGUUCAGGCCGCCAUUGUCCUGCAGAAGUACACUCGUCGCUAUUUGGCGCAGAAGCAGCUUUACCAGAGCUAUCACAGCAUCGUCACCAUCCAGCGCUGGUGGCGCGCUCAACAAUUGGGAAGGCAAUGCCGUCGGCAGUUCCUGGAGCUCCGACAAGCCGCCAUCUUCCUGCAGCGCAUCUGGCGUCGUCGUCUCUUCGCUAAGAAACUUUUGGCGGCAGCGGCCACAGCUCGACUUCAGAGAUCCCAGAAGCAACAGGCAGCUGCCAGUUACAUCCAAAUGCAAUGGCGAAGCUAUCAACUCGGCAAAAUACAGCGACAGAAGUUCCUUCGGCAGAAGGAGCUUAUCAUCUUUGUUCAGCGCAGAAUGCAAAGCAAGUGGAGUAUGCAGAAGCAGAGAAAGGAGUUCCAGCAGCUGAAACAGGCCACUAUUAAUGUGCAGCAGCGCUGGAGAGCUAAACUUUCGAUGAAGAAGCACAGAGCUGAUUAUUUGAAACUCCGUUCUAAUGUUAUUAAAGUCCAAGCUCACAGGAGAGCCACUAUUCAAAUGAGAAUCGAACGUAGCAACUACCAAACUCUCCGGAAAAAUGUCAUCUGCGUGCAGCAGCGCCUGAGGGCCACUUGGAAAAUGCGAGAGCAGAGGGAAAAGUAUCUGAAGCUCCGCAGUUCUACUAUUCUCAUCCAGAGACGUUACCGCAUGCUCCGAAAGAUGAUCAAGGAUCGGAAUGAUUUCUUGCGGGCCCGUCAGUGCAUCAUCAAUGUACAGGGCCGCUGGCGAGCAACCCUAGAAAUGCGUCGCCAAAGGAAAAGCUAUCUCCAGCUGCAAUCCACCGCCAGAUUUAUACAAACUAAAUAUCGUGCCAACCGUCAGAUGAAAAAGCAGCGAGAUGAGUAUCUCCAACUGAAAAAGGCCGCUUUGGUUGUUCAACAACGUCGACGAGCUCUGCUCAUGAUGAGGAAGCAGCGCCAGGAAUACUUGCAUCUUCGCGAGGUGACGAUAAAGUUGCAGCGCAGAUUCCAUGCUCACAAGACCAUGAGGUUUAUCCGAGCCAAGUACCGGGGAACCCAAGCUGCUGUCAGCUGCCUGCAAAUGCAUUGGCGUGGGCAUCUGCUCAGAAAACGGGAGCGAAGCAGAUUCCUGGAGCUGCGUAAGGCAACAAUUACAUUGCAGAGGCGUUACCGAGCUCAUUUGGCCAUGAUCAAGCAGUUGAGGAGCUACACUAAGCUUAAGCAAGCAGCUAUUGCCAUUCAAAGCCGCUUCAGAGCAAAGAAGGAGAUGCAAAAGCAGGUGGUGCUUUAUCAAAAGCAAAGGGAAGCAAUCAUCAAAGUGCAGCAGAGAUUCCGUGGCAAGUUGGAGAUGCGAAAGCAGAUGGCAGUGUACCAAAAGCAGCGCCAGGCAGUCGUCCGUCUGCAGAAAUGGUGGCGCAGUGUGCGCGAAAUGCGGACUCUUCAAGAGGGCUAUCGCAGGAUUCGGCUGAGUUCCUUGAGCAUCCAACGCAAGUGGCGGGCCACCAUACAGGCUCGACGUCAGCGUCAGAUCUUCCUCAACACAAUCCACAAGGUGCGACUCCUGCAGGCAUUCAUCAGAGCCACUCUGCAGAUGCUGCAGCAGAGGAAAGAAUUCGAAAGAAAACGGAAUGCUGCGUUGGUGCUGCAGCGACGAUUCCGUGCCCGCCAGGCAAUGCUAAUCGCUCGAAAGGAUUACCAGCUAAUCCGAACCUCUGUGAUCCUGGUGCAGCGCAGAUUCCGUGCUAAUCGCAGCAUGAAACAGGAACGCGCGAAGUUUAUCCAGCUGCGUUCGCUUGCCAUCCAUCUGCAGCAAAAGUUCCGAGGCAAGCGUUUGAUGGAGGGUAAACGUGAUAGUUUCCUGAUUCUCCGCCGCUCUACUCCCGAGUUCCAGGCCCGUGCCCGUGGCUUCAUGGCUCGCAAACGUUUCCAGGCUUUGAUGACGCCCGACAUGAUGGAUCUGAUCCGGAAGAAGCGAGCUGCCAAGGUGAUCCAGCGAUACUGGCGUGGCUAUCUAACUCGUCGUCGCCAGAGACAUCAGGGUCUGUUGGACAUCCGACGAAGAAUUGUGCAGCUGCGGGCAGAAGCAACGGCGGUAAACUCUGUGCGCUGCAAAGUCCAGGAGGCUGUGCGUUUCCUUCGAGGACGCUUUAACGCCUCAGAUGCUUUAUCUGUCCUAAGUCGAUUGGAUCGUCUUUCGCGCACUGUGCCUCACCUGCUGAUGUGGUGUUCGGAGUUCAUGUCCACGUUUUGCUAUGGAAUCAUGGCGCAGGCCAUCCGUUCGGAGGUGGACAAGCAGUUGAUCGAGCGCUGCAGCCGGAUCAUCCUAAACUUGGCGCGCUACAACAGCACCACGGUGAAUACGUUCCAGGAGGGUGGUUUGGUGACCAUUGCCCAGAUGUUGUUGCGCUGGUGCGAUAAGGACAGUGAGAUCUUCAACACCCUGUGUACAUUAAUCUGGGUAUUUUCACACUGUCCCAAGAAACGAAAGAUCAUUCAUGAUUUCAUGACCAAUCCGGAGGCCAUUUACAUGGUGCGCGAGACCAAGAAACUGGUGGCCCGCAAGGAGAAGAUGAAGCAGAACGCUCGCAAGCCUCCGCCAGUGCCAAAAGGACGUUACCAGACCCAAAAGAUGCCGGUGUUCACCUUCAGUGCUCUGCCCAGCCUUGACCCGGACUUUGGCAUCAUCCGCUACAGUCCCUACACAUUCGUCUCAUCCGUCUUCGCCUUCGAUACAAUUUUGUGCAAGCUACAGAUCGACAUAAUCUAGUUCUAGUUAAGAGUUAGCGCUAAAUGUUAAAUGUUUGAAACGUUUCUGUGUUGUGUUUUAAAGUGUAAGCAAAAAUUGUUAGACCAAGUUAGAUUUACCGAGACAAUCGAACAUAAGUUAAGUAAGUUUUAACGUGUAUAAACGAAAAUUGUAACUGCUAGUCUAGCAUAGAACUACGAGAAACCACCAACUGAUUUGCAAAAUAAAGAAGAAAAUUAAAAUUCA
Drosophila ficusphila is the source of this 6277-nucleotide messenger RNA. RefSeq names its product protein abnormal spindle (gene asp). Gene Ontology annotation, biological process: spindle organization; mitotic cell cycle; establishment of meiotic spindle localization. Gene Ontology annotation, molecular function: protein binding. The coding region runs from base 179 to 6052 and encodes 1957 amino acids. The transcript has 6 exons. The record is from RefSeq and is a predicted model, not a curated record. Gene Ontology annotation, cellular component: spindle pole. Lineage: Eukaryota; Metazoa; Arthropoda; Insecta; Diptera; Drosophilidae.